Molecule: messenger RNA, 7138 nt
Organism: Prorocentrum cordatum
Lineage: Eukaryota; Dinophyceae; Prorocentrales; Prorocentraceae
Source: the annotation of a GenBank genome assembly
AUGGCGCCGUUGCGCCGCCGCGCGCCCGCGCAGAGCGCCUGCACGGCGGAGGGCGGGCUGCCCGUCGAGCAGCCCGCGAAGCAGGGCAAAGACGGCGAGAAGCGCGGCGACGUGGUCACGGUCUACGAGCACGACUCGGAUGAGGGCGUCUUCGUGGUCGACGACGGCAAGACCGAGGACGUCGUCGAGGAGGAGACCUUCGAGUGUGACGUGUGCGACGACGGGUCCCAACGGCCCUUGUACGUCGGCGGCUGCAGCAACGACGAUGACGAGUGCGACUGCGAGCUGACGGUCGACGAGGAGGACAAGGAUCAGGACAUAGACGACCUGUGCGAGGCGUACACGGCGGCGAGGGACGACAUGGAUGACGUGAUUGAGGCGUACCGCAGGCUGACCGCGAUGCCCAAGGACGAGGUCAUGCCGGAGGAGUCGCCGGAGGAGCAGCCUCCGGCUGCGGCGGAGACGGAGGAGCCGCAGGUGCAGCCGAACCCCGAUGACCGCGAGGGGGGCGCUGAGGUGGCACCACCGGCUGAGGUACCUGCUGCUCCACCGUCCGACGAGAUGGCCGCUGACACGAAGGUGCACCGCCGCCUGGCGGGCAAGAGGGCGGUCUCUCCGGCCGAGGUGCGGCCUCCCAAGGCGCCCAAGGUCGAACCUGAGGGACCGCUGCCAAUCCCUCAGGCGAAGAUGCCCAGGCUGUCGGAGGACGUCUGCAGCGUGCUGCUGGCGAGCGUGGUGUCUGACACCGUGGAGGACGAGAAGGAGCUGCGCGUGCUGUACGUCAACUCCGAGGACCCGGAGGUGCUCGAGGGCAUGGAGUCUGUCAUGGAGAGCCUGCGCGUGCCGGCGCAGCAUUCAUACGAGGGCGUGCCAGGCGGGAGCACCGCGGGCACGGCCCUCCGGGCUCCGGCCGCCGCCGCGCCACACCUCGGAGCCUCGGGGUCCCGCCUCUUCGAGGAGCAGCAAGUCGCCACCCUCCAGGAGCUGCUGGCGCGGCACCUGCGCGCGCAGGGCGCGCCGCGCGCGGCGGCGUGGCUGGCUGGCCGAGGCGCGGCAGGCUUGCCCGCCGCGUCGCAGGCGGGCGAGGUCGCCAGGGAGCGGCUCGCCAUUGGCGCCGCAGAGGAAAAAGAAAGAGUUAAGGAGUACAAGCAGAAGCAGUGGAAGAGAAUAUACCAAUUGGCGGAGCUAAUCAUUUCUCUCAAGGCCGCAGGCAAGUCAGCCGCCAUCGAGACCACGGAGGUCUCUGUUUUGAAGGCAGCCAUAUUGCAGCUUUUGCCUCAGGCCGAGCAGCAGAAGUCAAUCAGUAAGAGAGCAGAGAUAUUGAAGGAUAAGAUACAAAGAGUUGAGAAGCAGCUUGGAGCAUUCACGGUCGACAUCUACAAUUGCAUGUUCGGCCGCAACGAGAAUUCAUUGAAUUUAUUUCAGAUAGGCGAUUUGGCGAGGGUUAGUGCUGUGGCCUCACAGCACCAUGCUGGCAUGGAGAUCGACAGCCCCAACGCGCACGUUGAUCAUACAGUUUCGCAGCCAGCUACGGCAGCAAAUUGUCAAGUUAAGCAUGUCCCUACAUUACCAGAGUUGUUUGAUCAGGUACAGUGGCGGUUACAGCUCUCGUGGGACUACCGUGGUAUGCUAUUGCAUCCGUUUGCUGACUUGGCCCUGCGCAUGCACCCUCCCCGUCCAAGCACGGACCAGGCCACGCAUCACGUUUAUACAGACGCAUCUCUGUACUCCAAGUCUCCCGAGCUGGCGGCGUUCGCGCUGGCCCACGUCACGCAGGACUCCACGGGGUUUGCGUGCCAGGGCUAUGUGGCGGCACGAGCGGCGACAUCUCACUCCUUCGACAACAUGGCCGAGCAGACCCACAGCACCGAGGUUGAACUUUUGGGCGCUGUCUGGGCGGCUAUCUUUUCUCUUCAGUUGCCCUUCGAUGAGCAGGUGUACAUCAUCUGCGACAAUAUGGCGGCGGUCGACAAGGCUUUGAGUCGGGUGCGCUUGGUUUCUGAGUUGGACAAGAUGGCGGCCACUGUUCCCAGAGAUGUGCAGUGUGUGCGUCCGAUAUCAGUGGUGCAGGAACCAGGUCACCAGGACUACCCAUGGAACGAAGCAGUCGACUCGAUAUCCAGGCACUUUACUAAAGAAUCCACUGUGCCACCAGAUCUACCGCAGGUUCCACGUCAAGCACUGAGGUAUACGGUAGAUGCAGAGUGGCAGUUUACAAGGAGCGCAGAGCCCGUGCAAGACAUCUUCGGCUACAGCUCAAAGAUGAUUCUGUGUUACUGGCUGGCAUCCAGCGAGGUCACAGAUGUUUCAGGAAGCAUCGGGCCUACUGAUUCACUAGACUUCAACGGAUUCGAGCUCCAGAAGAUUUCCAAUCAGUACAGCAUGAAGAUCACGAACACGUUCCUCCCUCAUGAGCAUCCUGAAACUUUUCGUGCCAAGUGUGGUACACUACAUCGGCUGGAUUACAUCUUGUUGCAGGGCAGCAUCCAUGCUUGUGUGAAGACCUGCUACGUGAUGACCGACUUGGACCUUGGUGGCAAAUCCCCUGACCAUUGGCCAGUUGUUGUCACCAUUGAGGCUGCAAAAUAUUACACGACACCCGAGGCAGGGAGAAAGAGGCUCGACAGGCAGAAAUUGGCGGAUCCUAUCAGACGGAACAAAUUCCGACAAGCUCUUUUAGAGAUGCCAGUGCCGCCGUGGGCUACGGACAUCAAUCAGCAGGUUGACGACUUCAAUUGCAAAAUCAACCAGCUCACAGCCGAGUUAUUUGCCGAGGACCGUUUCUCUCCGAGGAAGCCCUACAUCAAGACAGGCACUAUGGCGCUUAUCAGGUUACUGCGCUUCAAUGGCAAGCAGGCAAAGCGAUGCGACCACACUCUCCUUCCUCAGCGUUUCAAGCAAGACGGUUCAGUCAUCGCCUCCGAGCUGGAGUGGGCCGAGACCUUGAGGCGACACUUUGCCCAACUUGAGGACGGAUACGAGUGUACUGCAUCGGCUCUGCAAACUGAGUACAAUCAGCUAUCUCUGAACCAUGCUCUCGGUUUCCCGCGGUCUAGCUCUGCGAUUCCGUCUCCGACAUGGCUUGCCACCCGCAUACGGGGGGUUAAAGCCCACCGCGCACCUGGUCAUGAUUUAGUUCAGAAUGCUGUGCCCAAAGCUGCGCCUGAGGCUGUUCUGCCGCAUAUCCUGGCCAUCACAGCUAAGACUGGACUUCUGGUGCAGGAGGCGGUCAUACAUAAAGCAGGGCUGGCAUGCGGACUCCACAAGGGCAAGAGUGACAGGAUGACGGCUGAGAUGUACCGCUCGAUCAUGCUGAACUCGGACGUUAUCAAGCAUCACCAUGCGUUCCUUCGAGCAGCCAUGUCUGAUUGCAUCGAGAUGCUCAUGGUCGACUCGCAGACUGGGGGUAUCAAGGGGCGUUGUGUUGGCAUGGCUUCUCAGAUGGUGCGAGUCUUCAGACAUAUUGCCAAGGCCAGGAAGUUUAUUGCAAUAGUCUUGUUCGUGGAUUUGGUGGCCGCAUUUUACUCACUGUUGCGACAGGCUGGGAUCCCGCUCAAGGGGACCGAGAAGUACAUCAACCAAGUCCUAGACAAUGCCCUUGCGUUGGCGCACCCGCUGCUGGAGGUUGUUCUAGCGGCGCCAGUGUUGGUCGACCCCAGGGUUGACCAACAUCUGGUUGCGCAAGUGAUCGAGGCCCAUCGGCUCACCCACUUCAGGGUGCCAGGGGAUACGCAGUGGAUUGUCUCGCAAAGGAGCUCUCGCGCUGGGAAUCCCCUGGCAGACUUCUUCUUCAAUGCCGUUUACGCCCGACCACUGAGAGGAAUAAGAUUUGAUAUGCAGCAGGCGGGCAUUGCCAUGGACCUCAAAGAUUGUAUUGAUGCUUCCGAACAGGUAUUCUCCCAGGGCCUCACAGUGGAGAGUGACGCGUUCACUGAUUCCACCUUCGUUGAUGACUCAGGCUUCUGUUCCCCAUGCUACGAUCCCACAGCAGUACGUGAUCAAGUAUCGUUGCUCGGCAGGAUCGUGAGGAAGCACAUGCUAGGAUCAGGCUUUCAACUUCAUUUCGGGAAGGGCAAGACGGCCGCGGUCAUCUCCUACAAUGGCGAGGGGUCCCUGCACGCGAAGCGGACCAUGGCCAAGUUCUCAGCCAUUGCGUUAGAUAGCACAUCGAACGAUCGCAUCGUGCUUGAGCAGGCCUACAAGCAUGUAGGUGGUAUCUACCAUGGCGAUGAGAGCACAGGUCAGGAGGUUGCCAGGAGGAAGAACAAGCACUCUACGGCGCUGAGGCCCUUAAGGGCAUCUGUUAUCAAGCCCGAGAUUGCCAUGAAGGACAAGCUCAAGUAUAUCGAUGCGCUGUGCAGCACUCAUUUGUUCUUUCAGGCUGAGACAUGGGACAAGAUUUCGGCCUCUUGCACGACCAAGUUGAACCACGCGCUGCUAUCAGGGUACCGAGUGGGCACCAGGAAACUGCACAGCCUGCUCACUGUUGGUCGUAUCGCAGAUUCAGAAGUAUUGGUAAUCGCUAACAGGAUGGAAUUUUGUGACGUUUUGCGCUUCAGAAGGCUACGCUCUGUGGCUCGGCUGGUGCAUUCAGGAUCUUCUACCUUGCGGCUGCUCUUGGAUGCUACGCUAGGUGUGGCUGGAGUAUUGGUGCACCAGGUUUCCGUGGCUCAUCGUGCGGCGUCGAUCUGGCAGUUGGAGUCGGUGAAGGCGCUCGCUGCUCUCCCAGAGGCCUCCUCAGUUACCUUCGAUGUGGCCGACUUCGGAGGCUUGCGGUCAUCCUUCGGCCAGGCCUUGGCCGUGCACUGCCCGCACCUCUCGGCGGCCAUGCUCCAGCGCGGCUUGGUGGCGAGGCCCGCAGCAGCGCUCGAGGAUAACAACUGGGUCCUUCCUAGGCCCUUCCUCGUGUUGCUGGGCGAGGCCUUUCUGGAGGCGCAGCCUGCGUUGUGUGGUGGGGGUGCUUUGCAGUGGCCGACGGAUCCGUUUCUCGAGGCCAUGCUCUUGCCCCCCGAGCGUUACCCAGAGGUGCCUUCGGACGAGGACCAAGCCUGGGCAAACCCCUUUGAUUUCCUUGUCACCAGAAGGAUCCGCGUCGUCGCAGAUGCCGCCGCGGCCUCGGACUUUGCGGAGUCCAUGCGACAGGUCGCCGCCCGCGCCGGGGGUGCCGCCGCCGCCGCCGUCGCCCUCGACGCGGAGUGGCGCCCGGACGGGGCGGGCGCGGCCCAGAGCGCGCCGGCGCUGCUGCAGGUGGCAUGCCAGGAGGGGCCAGUACAAGUGUGGCUGCUUGACCUGAAGUGGCUCUGCUGUCGAGAGACCCCGCCCAGGAGUGCAGGGCAGCUCUGCGGUCCGAGGUGGACGCGGCCCUGGGCGGCGUGCUGCGCUCCGACGGCGUGCGCGUGCUCGGGUUCGCCUUCCAGGGGGACCUGGACAGGCUCGCUUCGCUGCCAGGCAUGGACUGCUUCCUGCAGGUGCGCCGCGCGGUGGACCUCGCCGACGCCUGCGCCGCGGCGGAAGGCUCCGGAGAGGCCUCCAGGCUCGGGGCCGGGCUGGCGGCGCGGCUGCGAAGCUGGACGGGGUACGCGCUGGACAAGAGCGAGCAGUGCUCCGACUGGGAGCGGCGCCCGCUCUGCGCCUCGCAGGUGGCGUACGCGGCCGCCGACGCGGCCUGCCUGUUCCAGCUGGAGGAGAGGCCAUCGCAGCGCACGCCCCGGGCGCGCUGGCGGAGAGGGAGAUGGCGCCCUCGCGCGGGAGCGGCGACCGCGGCGGGGGCGUGGCAGGCCGAGCAGCGGCCAGCCGCGCGGAGACCGACGGCGAGGGGCCGGAGGAGUGGUCCGCGGCGCUCGGCGUGGUGCAGAGCGCUGUGAGCGCGGCGUGCUCGAGUCGGCAGGGCUCUUGCAGGCUGGUGCGGUCGGAGGAGGCGGCCGCAGUGGCCGACAGCUCGGACCUGAACGCCCUGUGCCUCGUGCUGUUGCCCCAGAGGCCGCGGAACAGCGCCCCGAAGGGCGCCGCCGCGGUGGAGGAGGACGACGAGGCCCUCCUCGUGCUGACCCCGGCCGCCGCGCCGCUGGACAUCAAGUGGCUGGGCAACUGGCUGGGCGUGUCACGCCGCCGGCUCCGCAUGGCCUCCCCGCGCGAGGUCGCCGAGCGCUUCGGCACCCGCCCUGGCCUGGUGCCCCCCGUGCCCCUGAGGCCUGGCGUCCGCGUCCUGGCCCUGCCGGGGCUCCGGGGCGCGGCCGGGGGCCUGCAGGCUUCGGCGGGGCACCCCGGGUGGCGGCUGCUGCUGCAGGAGCCAGGGGCCGCGCUGCCGGCGCUCGCGGGCGCCGCGGCAGGCGCGUUCGAGUGGCUGCCGAGCCCUGCCAGCUGCCUGGGCUCGCUGGACGACGUCGUCUGCCAGCGCGCCCUCCGGAGCGCCCGCUGGCCUGUUGGCGGCGGCCGGGAGGGCCGGCUGGAGCCCUUCAGGGCCACCGUGGAGCACUCGCUCGCGGCGCUGGCGCGCAAGCUCCGGAUGAUGGUGGGCAUCGACUGCGAGGUGGCCGGCGAGCUGCUGCGCACCGGCGCCACGGGGCUGCAGGGCCUGCAGCGCGUGAAGAUCGACGUGUCCCUGCAGGACACCGCCUUUCGCCGCGCGGCCGCGCUGGGCAGGCUGAUCGUGACGCAGGUGGCGCGAACCGCCGAGGCCUUCCCGGGCGUGCACUACCUGCUCCACGCCAAGGACGCGGACGCGCAGUUCUCGGAGCUCCUGGAGGUGUUCAGCCUGCAGGAGGCCCUGAGUUCAGGGGGCUCCCGCUGCGGCAUCUGCAACUCGAACAACUGGUCGACGCUGCGGCCAGGCGACGUGGAGGGCCACGUUCCCCCAGCGGUGUUGGAGGCGGAGUCCGACUUCUACCAGUGCGGGCAGUGCGGGCAGAUCUUCUGGGAGGGGGCGAAGUACAACAACACCAUGGACUCCCUGAAAGCAGCGGCCGCGGCGCCCGGCGCCCCCGCGCGCAGCGGCGCCCGCCGCGGUGGCCCUUCGGAGGCGGGGGCACCGAGCCGCCACCCGCGCCGAAACUGGCCAUGCAGAGGCAGUGGCGGCAAGCGCCGAGGUGCUCCUCGCCCGUGGCGGGGCGACGGCUGCGAGCGGGCUCCGGGCUCCCCG